AUGGUCCCAUCAUGUUCUGGACCGCUACAGUCGGAAAAAAUUUUGGACGUAGAGAUGGACCAGCAAUAUAUGGACUUAGAUGAUGGAAAAAGAGAUAGUUUCCGUUACUGUCUCGAUGGCAUCAAAAUUCUCCAUGUUGGUCGACGAAUUAAAAUAAAACAAGAAAAUGGUGAAAUUAUUCGUGGAAAAGUCGAAUUGGUUUGUAAAAAUAAAUUAUUGGUAUCGAUAAAAGAUUCGGUUGAAUGGAUUGAUGUGGAUGCGGUUGUGGCUGAUAAUGAUAACGAAGUGGCGCCAAGUAUGGUGGAAGAAAAAAACAGUGGCAUGAAAAAUCGAAUAAAUAAACCUCUAACAGUUGAAGACCUCGCAGUUGGUUCGAGCAAUCCAGUGGAACUGAUAAAGAAAGGACAAUUCUUGGAAUUACAAGAUUCGCGUAAUCCUUGCAUUGUUCACAUCGCUGAAAUUUUAUUAAAUCGUGGUGGCUUAUUGACUCUCUACUAUAAUAACCGCGACGAAACUACUUUUUUUACGAAUGAAAGAUGUCAUGAAAUCGGUUGGGUUUCUAAGCAAGAACAAUGUUGUGAAUAUUCAACUGAAAGCAGUAAAUUGCUUGAUAAAGCGCGCUUAAACGCUGUACCUCAUUACGUUUUUGGUUUCACCAUAGUGCCUGAACAUAAGCUGGAGGAAGAGAUGAUGGUGGAAGUAUUGGACACGACAACAAAAGGAGGAAUUUUUUAUCCUGGUUAUAUCUCAGAAAUCCUCAAUCGCCACUAUUUUCGUGUUCGUAUUUCUCAGAAAAUCAACGGACCGGUACGUGAGAUUUUAUGCCAUCGUUGGUCUCCCUAUAUAUUUCCAGUUCAUUUCUGUGAACGACAAGCUUUGCGAUUAACUCCUCCGCAAGAUUAUGGAUUAGAGACUUUUACAUGGGAUAAUUACCGACAAAAAUGUAAUUUAUCGAAGGCUAGCGUGCCAGAAUUGCAGUUUGAUGUGCCAAAAGAAGUUAAUAUAUUUGAUAAAUUGCGCAAUAUCGAAGUAUUCGACGUGCGUCGUAACAUAAUGUAUCCAGCAAAAAUCGUUCGUUCAUUGGGUCAUCUGAUUUGGAUCCAUAAAUGCCAUAUUAGAAAUGCAUCAGCCCCAACAGUUCUCUCAACAAAGUCGCACCUUAUCUUUCCUUGCAAAUUUGCCGAAAAAAAUGCUAUACCAAUGGAGCAUGCAGUUUCAUAUUUCAAUAUUAGUGAAACAACAGAAGAAGAUCGCUUAAAAAUGAAAGCCGAUUUUACAUGUACUAGAAUACCAACUUUUGCCGAUACUGACAAACGUUUUAUAUCAAAAGUUUGGAUCGAAGGAGACUUAUGGAUGCCGGAAAUUUUUGUCAAGAGAACCUGUUUUCCUGGACCAUUUAUUGAUCCGGAGAAUUAUGCGCCUGGUCCUAUGCCAUUAAUCAUGAAAGUUAUUGUUGCUGAUCUCAUAUGUGCAGCUUAUGAUCCGAAAACAUUAUGUGAAUUAAUAUCAUGUAAUAGAGAUUUGCAAAAACCUUAUAUGACCAUAAAAGCUCGACGUAAAGUGAAAUCGUAUAAUGUACGAUUGGAGUCGUGUGAACGAAAGACAGAAUUUUGUGGUUGGCUUCGUGGUGUAUGUUUUCUUCUUGAUGCAUGUCCCGAAAUUUAUUCUGUUGUUAAAGAUGAUGUUUGUCAUUCAGACUGCGGUGAAUUUCGCAACCAACCGUCUAUGAAUUUUCAUAAAAAUAUUUGGACUUUUGCAAUGAAUAUUCCAACAGCGAAAAAUUUAACGAGGUUACGUCGACUGGGAAAAGAUACAAAUGUUGUUGCUACUAAUUUAACGAAUCAAUCUGUUCUAGGACGCAAGAGAAAAUUUUGUUCGAUCUACACUUCACAUGAACCGUCAACAUUAUCGGAGGCUUCAGUCAUUAAAAAGCGAUUGAAGAAGCAGCGGAAAUCUGUUCAUUCUAAAAUAAAAACCGAAACGGCAGAAAAAGAGAAUACCAUUCAACCAGUUUCUCAGUCGUUAGCUGAAGAAAAUGAGCAAGCUUCCCAGUCGAAUUUGCCGUCAGAUAAUCAGGAAUCAAACCAAUCUGCACCUACUCAAAAAUUAAAUAACGAAUUAUUAUUUGAAUCACAAAGUGUGACAUAUUUAGACACCUGCAAUUUACCAGAAGUGACGACCAAUCCAAAAAUGUGGUCCACACCGGAGCUUUUAGAAUGGAUUAAACAGACUCAUCUUUCUUUUAUCAGCGAUCGUCUCGAAAAAGAAGAAGUUGAUGGGGAAGCUUUUUUGUUAUUAUCUCUUACGGAGUGCAUGGGUGGUUUGCAGUUGAGGCUUGGUCCCGCACUAAAAGUUAUCGCCAUUGUAAAAGAACUGAACAAGAUUUAUCAAAGGAAUUUUGCAUAA
This is a messenger RNA of Dracunculus medinensis (Guinea worm), 2406 nucleotides long. NCBI's taxonomy places the organism in Eukaryota, Metazoa, Nematoda, Chromadorea, Rhabditida, Dracunculidae. The record is from the annotation of a GenBank genome assembly.